This is a messenger RNA of Pseudogymnoascus verrucosus, 1635 nucleotides long. It is a transcript of the gene CIA1, whose product is annotated as Cytosolic iron-sulfur protein assembly protein. The transcript has a single exon. Gene Ontology annotation, molecular function: protein binding. Gene Ontology annotation, cellular component: cytosolic [4Fe-4S] assembly targeting complex. Gene Ontology annotation, biological process: iron-sulfur cluster assembly. NCBI's taxonomy places the organism in Eukaryota, Fungi, Ascomycota, Leotiomycetes, Thelebolales, Thelebolaceae. The coding region runs from base 329 to 1585 and encodes 418 amino acids. The record is from RefSeq and is a predicted model, not a curated record.
CACUGCGAUAGUGAGGAAAUAAAUAUAUAAUCACGGAAGUGCACAUGACGCGACAUACAUCGACUGGAGCGUUACCUGUGUCUAUACCAUCCCCGGCAAUUCUUAGCUUGACGAUACCAAGCGGAGCAUCCGACGUCUCCGCGCAGAUAGCAUACGGAGCUACCCCUCCUUCGAAUCACAACCCCGCCAUCGAGGAUUCAACCACAACCACAAUACAAUCCAUACAAUCUCACCUCCCAACCUGCAAACUGCCUACCUACCAACCUCACCUCACCUCUCCAACCCCCCAAACACCUACAACCUCCACCCACCCCCCACCACCACAACAAUGCAACUAACCCCUCUCCCCCCCCUCCACCCCCCCUCCCCCCACCGCGCCUGGCACUCAACCCCCCACCCCACGCUCCCCCUCCUCUCGACCUCCCUCGGCAAAUCCGCCCAAAUAACCUCUCUCCGCACCUCAACCCCUCACUCCAUCCUCGAAGGCGGCCACACCCGCUCUAUCCGUUCUACGGCUUGGAAACCGCAUCUCCGCCCCGGCGAACUCGGCUUGGUGACCGGAUCCUUCGACGGUACCGCCGGAGUAUGGCGGCGCGAUGAGAGCACCGGGGAUGACGGCGAAGUGGAGGACAGGGAAGAGGGGGAGGAUUGGGAAUUCAGCGUCGUCCUCGAAGGCCACGAUGCCGAAGUCAAAUCCCUAGCCUUCAGUCCCUCAGGCCAAUACCUCGCCACCUGCUCCCGCGACAAGAGUAUCUGGAUCUGGGAAGAAGUCGACGGUGCCGAUGAAUGGGAGACCGUCGCCGUCCUAACCGAGCACGAAGGGGAUGUGAAGUGCGUUGCCUGGGCCCCGAGCGAGGGCGAUGAAGGGGAGUGUCUAGCCAGCUCCAGUUACGAUGGCACGGUGCGCGUGUGGAGGGAGGAUGCGGAGGGGGAAUGGGGGUGUGUUGGUGUGCUUGAGGGGGGGGAGGAGACGGUUUGGGGUGUUGCUUGGGAAGGUGGUGCGGAGUCGAAGUCUAUUUCCCAGUCCCAGGCAGAGGCUGAUUCCAAGCCCGAGGAGGAGGACGCACAGAAGCAUAAACACCGCCGCCUAAUAACCUGCUCAGCCGACACGACUCUCCGCGUCUGGCGCCGCGUCGAAGCUGCGGAGGCGGAGAGUGGCGGGAUCCCAUCGACGAUGCGGGCGGCAGCGCAGGGGGAGAAAUGGGUGCUUGAGGCGGUGUUGCCGAAGGCGCAUACGAGGGCUGUGUAUGCGGUGGCGUGGAGUGAGAGGACAGGGAGGGUGGUGAGUUGUGGGGGGGAUUCGAGGAUUGUGGUGUAUGGGGAGGUGAAGGCUGAGGAUGCGGGGAAGGGGGAGGAGGAGGGGAAGGAGGGGGAAAAGGAGGGGGAGAAGGGGGAGGGGAAUGGGGAGGAGGGAGAGAAGGUUGGCCCAGGAAACUGGAAGAUCCUCGCCACAGCGGAAAUGGGACAUGGACCGUAUGAGAUUAAUCAUGUUACGUGGUGUCAGCGGUUUGAUGGGAAGGAGGGGGAGAUGGUAGUUUCGAGUGGGGAUGAUGGAGCGGUUAGGGCGUGGGAGGUUACUGAGUAAAAGGUGAAGGAGGCGGGGGGGUUGUGAGAGUUGAUGUGUUGAUGUGUGGA